GUGAUUCAUCUUUGUAGUCUCUCAAGUUCCAGUUUUCCCUUUCUACAUUUAUAUAUAGUUGUCAAUCAGUGAAUUUUAUUUUUAUCUCUAUCAUUCCUCUUGUAUUUCUGAUCUCAAACCAAAAUAUUUCUUGAGUUCCCUCUUGUAUUUCUGAUCUCAAACCAAAAUAUCUCUUGAGUUCAUAUCUUGAAUUCAUCGAUUUUUCGAUUACCUUCAAGUUCGAGUUGCUUUUAAGAAUGGGGUUGAUGACGAACAUCUAUGAUGAUCUCCUCAUAAACUCUCACCAAUUUCAUACUGAUGAUGCAUCUUAUCUACAAAAAGAGCAUCUCAAAUCUCUUGGUGACAGUUUAACUCUUUCUUUUGAUAUUGGAAGGACUCAACCUUCUGUUUUAAAUGUUACUCCUAACAUGUAUCACCAAAAUCUGAUUUCAUCGGUCCCAAACCAAAUCUCUAAUCCUCACAAUUGUGUUACUCAAAACCAUUUAUUUCCCAUACUUCCUCCAAAUGAAAUACCCUCAACAUAUCCAUUUAUGGGUAACUCUUCCUACUCAAACACCGAUGCUUUCGAGGGAUUUCAACAUAACAUAACCGGUGACCUAAAAUUCCCAAAGACCUAUUACACCCCGUUCCCUGUAACAUCUCAAGGUAUACCAUAUGAUAUGCAUGGUUUUCAGGUGAACCCUAUGUUGAAUGAUAUUUCUCACAAUCAAGGGAAUAUCACUGGUAAUCAUGAGCCAACCCUUGUUCAUUUCAUGGUUGAGUCUCAACAAACUAAUGUGUCAGAGCCAGAGGAGAAGGUGAUCAUCAAAACCGAUCAGAAGAAGAAAGGCAUCAGUCAUAAAGGGCAAUGGAAUCUUGCUGAGGACAAGCUGUUACGGAAAAUGGUGAAACGUAUUGGAACGAGAAGAUGGACAGAAAUCGCAAAAUCGUUCCAAGGACGAGUUGGUAAACAGUGUAGAGAGAGGUGGCACAACCAUCUCCGUCCGGACAUCCAGAAAAAUGCUUGGAGUGAAGAAGAAGAUCAAAUACUGGUUCAAAUUCACAAGCAAGUUGGGAACAAAUGGACCCAAAUCGCGAAGAGACUCCCUGGACGAAGUGAGAAUAUUGUUAAGAACCAUUGGAAUGCCACAAAACGUCGGCUACUCUCGAUGAAGAACAAGAGAAGUGGUGCCCUCCCCCCUCCCAACAACACCCUUGAAAAUUACAUAUGGUCUACUGCAGUCAACAACUUGAACAGAGGAGCUGUUGCAAACGCUGAAAUGGAGAAUAACAAACGUGAGAACGUUGCUGAUGGGGUGAUGAUGAAUCUGAAUCUGGAUGCUACAAGGCAGACUGCAGCAACAACCUCGGUUUAUGUUCCGGAGAAAACAGUGUAUACAUGGGGUAAUCUGGUUGGUGGAAGGCAGAAUCCCGCAACAAUGAUGAUGGAUGCGUAUGUUCCGGAGAAAACAGCGGUUCCAUGGGGUAAUGAUUUCACAAGAGUUAAUGAACCCGUGGAUGAUGAUGAUGCUCAUGAAUGGAUGCUCAUGAAUGGAUGCUCAUGAAUGGUUGGAACUAAUUCCCUAUGAAGGAGAUUGCUCUGCUCAAGAUGUUUUCUCAUUAUCACCCUCAUGCUUAAGUCUAUCUAUCUAUCUAUCUAUGUAGCUACCUAUCUAUAUCUCUUUUUUCUUUUCUUUUUGACUUCUAUCUAUCUAUAAUCUAUCUAUCUAUCAAUCUAUCUAAUCUAAAUGAAAGACUAUUUGUGUUUUACAAUACUUCAAACUUAUGAUUA
Messenger RNA from Capsella rubella, 1771 nucleotides. RefSeq names its product transcription factor MYB115. Gene Ontology annotation, cellular component: nucleus. Gene Ontology annotation, molecular function: RNA polymerase II cis-regulatory region sequence-specific DNA binding; DNA-binding transcription factor activity, RNA polymerase II-specific. The coding region runs from base 237 to 1544 and encodes 435 amino acids. Gene Ontology annotation, biological process: regulation of DNA-templated transcription. The transcript is spliced from 3 exons. NCBI's taxonomy places the organism in Eukaryota, Viridiplantae, Streptophyta, Magnoliopsida, Brassicales, Brassicaceae. The record is from RefSeq and is a predicted model, not a curated record.